This is a messenger RNA of Thrips palmi, 4370 nucleotides long. Its product is annotated as ataxin-1-like. Gene Ontology annotation, biological process: regulation of DNA-templated transcription. Gene Ontology annotation, molecular function: protein binding; RNA binding. The record is from RefSeq and is a predicted model, not a curated record. The transcript has 6 exons. Lineage: Eukaryota; Metazoa; Arthropoda; Insecta; Thysanoptera; Thripidae. The coding region runs from base 485 to 2278 and encodes 597 amino acids.
ACGGCCCAGCAGCAGCAGAGCAGCCAGCCAGCAGCCAGCCAGUCCAGUGCUGAGUGCCGCCGUUGUAAGACGUGUCUGGACGUGCCUCUCGCUGCGGAUCUGCCGGAGAGGAGACCGGAGUGCCACCCGUCGUGUCAGUGUGUUUGUCAGUGCGUGUGUUUGUGUGGCGUGAGUGAGCGAGGCGGCUGUGGUCCGUUUGCCCGCGACCCCGACGACUUUGGAUACACAACCCGUCGAGCCGCGCCGUUGUGCGUCGCGUCGUCUCCCCGAGGACCUGCGCUGAGACCUGCUUGGAGGAGCGCCGGAGCGGCUUGCGUGACGCCAGCCAGAGUGACAGUGCGCACCUGUCGUGCCUUUGUGUGCGUGUGUUUGAGUGAGAGUGCGGAUUCGGAUUCGUAGCAGCUCGUCGCCGGCAGCGCGACUCUACAGUGCUGCAGACGCGGCAAGGAUUUUCUCGCUGAACGGACUAUGCUAAGGCUGUGAGAUGCUGUCCGCCGGACUUGCAGUGGAGCCGGCGCACCGGGUGAGCCAUGGCCUGGGCUCCUCGCUGGGGUCGGGCCUGGGCUCCGGCCUGGGCUCCACGCUCGGCGCGGGCCUGGGGCCGCCGUCCCACCACCCCAUGCUGCAGGCCUUCACCGGCGGCGAGUUUCUGCGGCCGCUGCCCCCACACAGACCUGGAGAGCCUGGUCCAGGGGCUGCGAUGUUUUCACCACCCAACCUUUAUUGGUUACACCACCAGCAGCAGCAACACAUAGCAAGUGUGACCAACUUUGUUCUCUCCAGGUACGCCGCCACCUCGCACCACCAUCGCGUCUCGACGGCGACGCCCAGCCCCCAGCAGUCACCAGUGGACCGGCGCUCGGCGCCGUCGCCCGCCCCCGUCAACCUGACGGCGCACAAGGAGGACAAGGACAGGCUGUCGGGGCACAGUAGUCACAGCAGCCACAGCAGCCACAGCAGCCACAGCAGCCAUAGCAGUCACAGCAUGGGCUACUACCAGCACUACCCCAUGUACCCGCCACCGUCGCCCUACUCGUCGUACACCAGCCGGCUGCCGCCGCCACCGGACGCGCCCACCACCUUCUCGCCGCCCGCGGCCUCCACCGCCCCCGCCGCCCCCCUGGCGCCGCCGCCCGCCCCCAAGCCGGCGCCGUCGUCCAGGUCGACGUUCAAGGUGCCCGUGCCGGGGCCGGCACUGUCCUCCAGCCGCCACGACGCCAGGCACCGCGUGAUGGCGCCCCCGCCGCGGCACCUCCCCUCCGCCGCCGCGUCGUCGGCGUCCGUGGCCGCGGCGUCGUCCAGCUUGCCGUCCAUGCCGUCACCCCCCAUGACGUCCAUGGCCUCCCCGGCGCCGGCGGCCGCGUCCAGGGCGCAGGACUACCGCUCCCCGCCGCCGCAGCCACAAACGCCGCCGCGGCAGACUUCACCCGGUGUGGCUGCCACCACCCUGCCGCAGUUCUGGAAGGGCUCUCUCAUCAGGCUGGCUACCGGGGAGCUGCGGAGAGUUCAGGAGAUGAAGGCGGAGGACUUCGUGGCCUCGGCGAACAGGAACCCCACCGUGAGGGCUGACCCCGCCACCGUCGUCAGGAUCGUCACCCAGCUCAACUCCAGGGUGUCCGUCACGCUGAGCGUCGACGGCAACGAGUCGGAAAUCGAGACCUCCUCGGAGCACCCCUUCUUCGUGUACGGCUUCGGCUGGUCGUCGUGCUCGCCCGAACGGGCGCUGCAGCUGCUGGGGCUGGACUGCCGGCAACUGCACGUGGGCGACGUGGUGGUGUCGCUGACGCAGCGCCAUCAGGAGGAGCAGCAGGAGCAGCAGCCGCAGCAGCCACAGCUACAGUUGCAGCCGCCACCGAGGCCGGCGCCCAAGGCACCGGCUGCGCGACGACCAACCAAGAAGCAGCAGCAGCAGCAGCAGCAGCAGCAGCAGCAACUACAGCAGCAACAGCAGCAGCUGCAGCUCCAGCAACAACAGCAGCAACAGCUUCAGCAACAGCAGCUGCAGCAACAGCAGCAACAGCUGCAGCAGCUUCACCAGCAGCAGCCACCGAAGCAGUACCACCACCACCUGCUGCUGCCGCCGCCCACAGGACUGCCGCGGAUUCUGCACCUUCCGGGGCCCGCCUCCACCCCGACGGCCUCCGCGACCUCCUCCAGCGUGGACGCGGCUGCGGCCUCCAAGAAGCGGCGCUGGUCCGCCCCUGACCAGCUCGCCGCCGCCUCCGAGGAAGGCCCCUCGGCGGUGCCAGCCUCCAAGCUGGCGCGAGUGCCAGAGUAGGGCACCUCGCGUCAAAUCCGCUUCGCUAUGACGCGUCCUGGCGGUCGACCUGGCGGCCACAGCCAGGAGCCAGAGCCGUCGAGCGAGUGUUACAAGUGCCCUCGGCUGCUGGUUCUGGCACCUCUCAUCAACGACGCUGUGGAGUUCCUAGCAUCGCAUACCCAAUGCUGUGUUUUGUUGUGAUCUCACUGCUCUAGAGUCCCUGGCUGGAAACUGACACAAAGAACGCUACCCUCUCAGCCUUUCCAAAGCAGGGGAGUGACGACAAGAAGGACAGGCCAGGGGCUCUGAUCUCACCGCAACCUUUGUUUUGUUUCUUCUUUUUUUUUUAGUUAGUGCUGUGAUGCGUUUAUGAAACGUGUUCCAGCUCAUGACUUGAUGCCAUGGUCAUCAGACCGCAUCUCUAGUGAUUUUAUUCAAAUUCAUCUGUUCGCUAAGAUCCAUUGGAGAAUAGAUAUUGAACCAUGUGUUGGUAAUCCAGUGAUUGCAGAGAUAUUAGUAAGUUAUUCUAUCUACAUAUGUAUAAAGUCUGUGUAGGUGGCUUGAUUCUUUUAUUUUUGUUUUUUAUCUUUUGCUCAUCAAACCUGAUAGAACUGAAGACAACAUCAGGCUCCAAUGUCUGGUUUAGUUGUCAAUAUUGCAUUAAUUUGUAGAGGCUCUCUUUAUUGUUGUGUAAUGCAUUUUUAUUGAAAUCGUACAAAGACUUCCUUUUGAAUAUAAAUAUAUUGUGUUUUAAUUUCUAACUGUAAUCAUUUAUUUUGACUGAAAAAUGCCUGUGUUAUUAUUUCUUCUGUUGCAACUUGACCCUUUUUUUUCUUUUUUUUUUUUUUCUGAGCAAUAUUUUUAAUUUAUCAUCUAGUGUGCUGAUGUUGAUCAAGCCCUUGGGCAAUACCUGGUGAAUGACUGUGCCAAAUCUAUUGCCAUACAAAAUGCCUCAUUUUAAGUUUAGAUCUGUGAAUGCACUUAACAUGGAUUGCGUACUUUUAGUCUCCUUAAUUGAAAUAUGUUGCUCUGUUCACGCUAAAAUACCUCAUGUGUUCGAGUCUUGAUUUAUUACGCUUUCUCUGUUAGUUGUGGUGCUUCUGAAUUUAUGCUUCUUAUUGUUCACAUAAUAUUCUAUGCUAGGAAUUUGCAUUCAGUGUCAAUAUUUUAGAGUAUACAUUUCUUCUCAAUGUUUCUGUAAUUUGCUUCGUAGAUUUUUUCUUAAAUAAUCAUUUUAAAAUUUGUAGGAGGUGGUGUAGUUGAUUUGAGGCUGCAGAGCUUUUGGUUUUGAUGUUGUGUGCAAUUAGCAUUUUAAAGGAUCUAUGCAAUUGUAGAAAUGAAAUUUUGUUUCAUAAUGCAGUUACCAAGUGCAUCAAUAUCUAAUAGCUUUUAAAUUCUUUUUGUAGGUAUUCAAUUAUCAAUCUCCUGUUCCUUAGACUUUGUGUGUCAAAUGGUUUAGCAGAUGCAAUGUCAAUGUGGCUUAAGAAUCAUAAUUGUGAAGCUUCUUAAUGAUGACUCUAUGGGUGGGUAGCCCCUUCUCUUGUGCCAUGCAAUAGGAUUUAAUUGUGAGCAGCAGCUUCAACCAAAUUAUUAAAUGGAUAUUUGUAGAGCCUUGUGGCCUCUUGGGUGAUCUCAUUGCUGAGUUCAAUACUCUUCUUUAUUUCAUACCUAUGUGGUAGAUUUUGGUGCUGUUAAGUUCUUACGAUAAAAUAUUGAGUAUUUGUCUCCUUGCUAGCUAUUAUAUUGACAAUUAUGGUCGCUAAAUUUUAAAAAGUUAAAUAUUUAUAAACUGUUAGUUUAUCAUAAAUUUAAAAACACUAAGAAUGCUAAGUAGAAUUAAUAAGAAUCUGUACAUAAAGCAUAGUUAUGUAACUUUUACCUUCUCCAUGUUUUGUUAAUUUCUCAUUGCAUGUGUUGAUGUCUGUGAUUUACAUUAUUUGUAAACUUAUUGUUGCGACUCGAGUUACAAUGUUGGGUCUUGGCCUGCAGGAAGCUUUGGACAAUUAUAAGACCUUUAAUUGUAUUUUGAUGGAACUGAUUGUACAUUUUUGUUUAUGAAGCAUGUAAAGUGUUACCCACCAUUAAAGCUUUAUGUUAAAUUCAAAGAGUA